Messenger RNA from Brassica rapa (field mustard), 720 nucleotides. Its product is annotated as putative FBD-associated F-box protein At1g05080. The record is from RefSeq and is a predicted model, not a curated record. Lineage: Eukaryota; Viridiplantae; Streptophyta; Magnoliopsida; Brassicales; Brassicaceae.
AUGAUUUUGUCGAAACGAUGGCGGACUAUCUGGACAGAGGUGCCAAGACUCGAGUACGAAGACAUUGUGAGCAAUACUAAUAGUGAACAGAAGAGCGUUUGGUGGUUUCUUGAGAAGUCGUUGCAACUUCAUAAGGCACCUAUACUAGAAAGCUUGUGUAUCCAACUUAAAGAAAUAUGCCCUACUAACGUUGAUGUAGCAAAAUUGGUUGGACAAGCAGUUGAUCGUUCAUUGCGCAGGUUACUAUUUCAUCUUAGUUGGUUGGCGAAACCUACCAGCAUGCCCAACAUCCUUUACACUUGUGAAACGCUCACUGAACUGGAACUCUUUAAUAAGAUUAUCUUGGAUAUCCCUCCUUCAGUUUGCCUCCCAUCCCUUGCAAAGCUAUACCUCUUUUGUGUGUUGUAUAAAGAUGAUGUUUCUCUGGUCAGGCUUCUAUCAAAUUGUCCUGUUCUCAGAAUAUUGCUCGUGAUACGAUCCGAAGAAGAUGGCAAUGUGAAAAAGUAUACUGUGAAAGUGCCUUCUUUAGAGGAAUUCACCUACCUCUAUAAAAGGCCAUUAUCACUAGCGGAAAAUACUAGGUCCUUGGUCUUAGAUUGUCCGGUAUUAACGAAACUCUCUAUUAACGAUCAUUCAGGAGACUCUUGCUCUAUCGGGAAUAUGCCAAGCAUUGUUAGAGCAGAACUGUCUACUUUUUGCUACCCUGACAAAAAAUUCUGA